UGUUGGUGGAGUGCCGGAUGAAACGCCUGCUAAUUAUACCAACAAAGGUCUUGCCUAUCAAGGCCUGAAUGAUGAUAAACCAUUAGCAUCGCAAGGUCAAGAAAGCGAUCAAGGUGAGUACAGUCAUCGAAUCCAGAAGAGUCAAUAAAAUACUGAUAAGCCACUCUUUCCCCCUCAGACACAUACACAGGUCAGGACCGCUCAUUCUUGAACGCAUUCAUGAACAGCAAAGCAGGAAAAGCAUACGUACACGGCAUCGUAAGCGGUCACGAUCACGGUAAUGAUUGGUGUGCACCAAGUUCACUCAAAUCAUCCGCAGGUCAAAUUGUACCAGUUUGUUUUGCAAAACAUUCAGGUUAUGGUGGAUAUGAUUAUGAUAAUUGGAAUCAUGGUGCUCGUAUUUUUGAUUUUAACGAAGAAAACGUUCAAGAUGGCGUUCAAACGUAUGUUCGAUUUGAAACUGGUGAAAAACGUUAUUCAACCAAUUUGAAUUCGAAAUGGGCCAGUGAAGUGCCUGCUUAAAUAGUAUAUCUCUUCAAUAUGAUGAUGAUGA
Meira miltonrushii is the source of this 553-nucleotide messenger RNA. RefSeq lists its product as uncharacterized. NCBI's taxonomy places the organism in Eukaryota, Fungi, Basidiomycota, Exobasidiomycetes, Exobasidiales, Brachybasidiaceae. Bases 220 to 522 code for a protein of 100 amino acids. The record is from RefSeq and is a predicted model, not a curated record. Gene Ontology annotation, cellular component: cytoplasm. The transcript has a single exon. Gene Ontology annotation, molecular function: hydrolase activity, acting on ester bonds.